AUGAAUAACGAAAUCACGAAAAGCCUAUUUCCAUACGAUGCAAAAUUUUUUAAGGGUAUUUUUGAUAAGUACAUGAAAAAUGAAGAUUAUAGUGAAGAUUUGAAAAAUGUUAGAAGUUCCAAUAACUUGAUGCAAGAAGUUAUCAGUAAUGAAAAUGGAUUAAUUUUUUAUUUAGAAGAAAAUUGUGAUGAAACAUUUUUAAAACAAUGUAAACUGAAAUUUUUUAGAAAAGUUUUAAAGCAUGUCAAUGGAAUGGAAGAGAAGGAAAAAAGCCUCUCGCAUGAGGGUAUAUCAAUCGAUGUGAAAGAAACGAAACAAAAUGAUGUACUUGAAAAUAAAAAGAAUGAACAAAGUAUGAACAAGGCUGACAUAAACAAAGAAAGAGGCGAUAAAGACAAGAAUAAGAAACCGAAAGAGCUCUUAGAUUACUUCAUUUUUAACAAAAAAAUCAACGUGAUAAACAGUUAUAGAAUAUACUGCUACUGUUCAAAUAUCAUACAAUCCCUACCUUCUCUCACAUAUUUGUCUGUUAUUAAAAUAUACUUGGAAAAUUAUCCUUUAAAAGUUUUUUUGUCUUGUGUUUAUUUUUACACGUUUGUAACGUAUGUGUGUGACAGAAACAAUCUACUAGAAUUCUUAGAAUCUCUCUUCUUUUCCUUGAUAGUGACGAUUGGCUGUCUAGCCUUAGCUGGAGUGCAUUACAUAAAAGAAAAUAGAAUAAACUUAAUAACGUCCAAAUUGAAUAACUUUAGGGAGAAUUACAUAUGUCGGAAUUUUAUAAAAAAUAAUAUAGAUAACAAAAUGAAAUUGACCAAUUUUGAAAGUAGAAAAACUGUAGAAAUAAAAAAGUACUCCAAAUACUUUUUUCUAAAAAGUUUUUUAAAUAGAAUAAAUGCAGAACUUCUUGAUUAUGAAUCUUUUAAAGCUGAUAAAAAUUCAAGUUAUGUACAAGAACAUUUUAAGGAUAUUAUCCCAAAUGAAUAUUCUGGAAUAAAUCUGAAAAGCAAAUCAAUUAAUAAAUCAUCAGAAAUGGUAAACGAAGUAGAUAAUAAUGAAAUCAUCAGUAAGGAAGAUUUAACCCUAAAUAGUAGAAAAUCAAAAGAUGCGAAUAAAGAAGGAGAAGAAACUAGUGCGUUAAGGAAUAAUAUAAUAUCUUCUAGAGUUAACGUAGAAGAAGGAAUAUUUCCAGAUAAGAGGAAUAAGACAAGUUCAAAAGUGUUAGAUAAUAAUAAGAAGAAUGGAAUAAGUACAGAAAAGUAUGAUGUGGAUAGAGGAGGAAAGGGAGAUAUGAAAAAACAAGUGGUCUUAAAUGAUGAAGUAGACAGGGAGAAAAAAUAUAGUGAAGACAUUCUAAGAAUAAGUAUAGGGGAAGAAGAAGGAAGAAAAAAUUCUACUGAAAUGACAAAUGGGAAAAAAAAAAAAAAUCUAGUAAAUUAUAUCCUAUAUGAAAAUAAUAUAUAUUCAAUUAAUAGUAAAAACAUUUUAGUAGGAGAUAUUGUAUAUCUGUUUAAAGGAGAUGUGAUACCAGCAGAUGGAAUUCUUAUAAAAUGUAACGAUUUGGUUGUUGAUGAAUCUAACAUUUUAAAAUCAGCAAAAAGCCAGAAAAAGAAAAUUAGCUUAGAUGAAUAUUUAUACUAUAGUGAGAAAUCAAGAAAGAGAAAGUUAAGUGUGAAUGAACUGAAGAAAAAAAAGUUAAAUUAUUUUGAAAUACUUAAUUUGAAGGUAAAAGCUAAUCUAAAACGACUUAGUCGAGAGGAAAGUAAGGUACAGGAAAAUUCCAAUUUGGUGGAUGGUAAAGAUGGGGGAGGAGAAGAAAGUGAUGAUGAAAAAUUGAAAAAAUUGUCACUUAGUGGAAGUAAUAAUAAGAGAGUAGAAAAUUUAUACAAUAAAGGAGAGAAAAAUAAUAGCAAAAAUAGAUUAAGCACAAAUUGUAAUUUUGGAAAAAUGUUUGAAUAUUCUCCUCUUGUCCUGUCAGAAUCUAUAGUACGAAAUGGUACAGGUAUUAUGAUAACCACAUGUGUUAGUAAAAAUAAACAAAUGUUCCAUCAUACAAUUAAAGAUGUAGAAGAAAAUACAGAAUUAGAAUUGAUAAUAAACAGUUUUGCUAAAAAUGUUGUGAUAAUAAUAAUUUUUUAUUGUAUAUUAUGUAUCCUUUUUAUAUUUAUUCAUUUUUUAAUUACUAUAGUUGAAAAUAAUAUGCAGACAUAUGCUUAUAAUUUAUUAAUAUUUUUACUCAAUUGUAUUAUUAUAGAAAUUUUAAAAUAUCUUUUAUUAUCCAUUGAUCAGAUGCCUUUGCUUUUACAAAAUUGUAUAGCAUUAAAUUCUAGGCAAAUAAUGCGAGAAAAUUUUCUAAUAAAAAGAAAAAAUACGUUUGAAAAAAUUCUAUUUACUAAUAUUAUUUAUAUAGAUAUAGAGAGGUACAUAAAAUAUAAGUGCAUUUAUUUUUUUUAUAACAAGGAGUUCUCUUUUUCAUUCGAUAGUAGUGUAAAGCCUGAAUUAUCAUCACCAAAACAGGAAUUUAUUAAUUUAUCUCAAAAUAAGGAACGUCAAAUUGAAAUGACAAAAAAUCUCUUUUUUAAAUUGCUCAUCCAUAGUAUACUUACAACCAGUAACUUAUAUCAUUAUAAUGAAAAUUUUCUCCAUAUAGACAUGUCUCUUUUAAAAUUAGUGAAAAUUUUUCAAAUUAAUAUUGAAGAUUAUUUUAUCCCAAAAAAACAUAUAUUUCGUGUUAUAUCUAGUAAUCAAGAUUUUAUUAUUUCAUUUGUGUUUUCGAAGAAUUCUUAUCUGCCUCAACAGCAUAUAGUCAAGGGGGAGAAGAACAAGGAGAUAAAUGAACAAGUCAAAUAUGGUCGUGAAAAUUUAAACGUGUUGAGGAUAUUUAUUAGGGGUCGCUUGAAUUUGGUUUUUCCCAAGUGCAGGCAAUAUCUCGACGGUGAUACCUUGCGAAUGGACAUAGACGAGCUGAAGGAAAAAGUGGAAAAGGUUGAAAAGGAAAAUCACGAAUCAGUCAUCUGCUUUGCCUACAAAGAAAUAGUUCUAAGUGAAAAUGAGAAGGAUAUGUUAUUCCAGUACGACGAUGACAGCGAUUACGCGUUCGAUAACAAAGAGAUGAAUAAAAACAUUGAUGAAACUUAUCUGAAGUAUGCAGAAAUGAAUGAUUACAUAUGUAUUUCCAUUUUGGCAUUCGAAGAAACCCUGAGCAAGUAUUUCUAUUUUGAUUACAAAAUGUUGGAGGGGAAUGACAUGUGUGUGAAGUUGUUUACGAAGAAUAGUAUUCUAAAGACAAAGAAGCUUUUCAGAUACUUCCCUGAUUUUUUUGAGUCUUUGAAAUUAUAUAAUGCGAAAAUUCAAGGUAAUGAAGAUUCGUCAAAUUUGAAUUAUCACAAUGAGGAUGGCGAUAGAUUUGGUAUUCAUCAACAGGGGAAAAAUAGUAAUAAUUCAAAGGAAGAGGAAAAAAAAAAUAUGAAGAAAAAUGUUCAGGCUGCUCCACAAGAAAGUAGUGACAGAAAUGAUUAUAACGAAACUUAUCUGGAGAAUAGUGAGGAUUUACAGAAUUACAAACUGAAAGGGAAUAAGAAAAAAUUUCCAAGUAACAAGUGUAGGAGUGAAGUUUUAAAUCUAAAGCAAUGUGCUGAUAGUAUGGUGACAAAUCUGUCAAGUGAAAAUGAAAAUAAAAAAAAUAACUUGGAAUUUCUUUUGAAUAAUAAUAUUUUUUACAAUUGUGGAAGUAAAGAAUUGUCAAGUUUGCUGAAAAUUUCUAGUUAUUAUGGAAAAAGUGCAGUAGUAACAAAUGAAAGCAAUGUUAUGUGCGAAGAAAGGUUGUGUAACAUAAGAAUAUGUGAUGAUAGGUGCAAAGGAGAAAACAAAGAAAAGAGUGACAUUAUAAUUUUAAAUAAAAGUUUACAUGAUUUUAUAAAAUUAAAGAAUUUCUCAAAUUCUAUAUUGACAAAUAUUCAACUGUUUAUUGAACACAACAUAACUUUGUAUGUCUGUAUGGUUAUAUUUUCAACUGUAUGUACUUUGGUAAAUGGACUCGAAUUUUUAAGCACAAUACAAAUAUUAUAUAUAUAUUUUAUAAAAAAUGUAAUAUUUCAUUAUUUAUCUUGUUAUAGAAAAAGUUCGCUAAGUACAGGAGGAAAAAAAAAAAAACAAUCUUAUGACUUUUUCAAAGAGAAAGAUAUAAAUGAUAUGAUUUCAUCUAUUUUAUCCAAAACUAUAAUAUUAUUCAUCAUAUUUUUUUUUGGGCAUGUUUUUAUACCUGAAUCAAAAUGGGAUUUUGUUACAGAAGAUUUAAGGAAUGUUUUCGAAUUUUCAGAAUUUUCGUACCUAACAGAUAGACAACAGUCUGGCUAUUAUCACACUAUAAGAUCUUGUAUUCGUUUUAAAAAAAAUUUAGCAAAUCUCAAAAUACAAGAUGAAAUUAAUGUUCAAAAUGAUUAUAGAUAUAUGACUGAAUGGGAAAAUUAUAUUAGUCCUGGUAGACAUGACACUAUCCUAUUUAAUGUUUUUUUUCUUUUUUUCUUUUUUUCUUACAUCCAUAUUUAUUUAAAAACAUUUUUACGUGAAAUACAUGUAUAUUUGGAAAAGCACAAGGGAAUACAAAAUGAAAGAUAUAAAAGUUACAUUAUUCCUUUAUUGCAUAAUGAAAGAACAGACAAAAAGAUAUUGUCCUUACAUAUACGGAACUUUAUGAACGAACUGAAAGAAGAACAAAUGUCUGCUAACUUAGUUCAUACAAAAAAUUCAAAACAGUUGUUAAAAGGGAUUAAUAAUGAACAAAGCAAAAGUAGCGAAACAGACACGAAUACAAAUGAAAAGAUGGGAAAUGACAGUAACUCUAACGAUAGUCAAAAAGGUUUUUUCAUAUCUACUAUAGUUAAACAGAUGAAGAAUAAAUCUAACUUGGUCAAUAUGAAUAUAAACAUGAUGCUAUUAAAACUUGUUGGUGAAAAUUAUAUGACAUUUGUAAUUUUCCUAUUGAUACUAAUGCUACACAUUUUUGUAAUUGAAUUUGGUUCCGUAUUUUUUAAUUUACAUAUACAUGGGUUAACUCUAAUACAGUGGGUAUUUUGCUUUGCUUGUUGUGGAUUAGAUAUAAUUAUUUAUUUCAUUAUAUGUCGCUUGGGCCUUUUUCUUCUACCGUCUAGUGCAUUUAAAACGUUUCAGAAUUUGUAUGAGCCUCGGGAAAAGAGUGUAUUUGACACCCUGAACGACUACAAACGGAGUUAUAUGUCCCAGAGGUAUAAGUAUGAUCUGAAAGUGUAA
Molecule: messenger RNA, 5265 nt
Organism: Plasmodium gonderi
Lineage: Eukaryota; Apicomplexa; Aconoidasida; Haemosporida; Plasmodiidae
Product: plasma membrane Ca2+ ATPase
Exons: 4
Coding region: 1-5265 (1754 amino acids)
Cellular component (GO): intracellular membrane-bounded organelle
Molecular function (GO): P-type calcium transporter activity
Source: RefSeq, a predicted model, not a curated record